Molecule: messenger RNA, 771 nt
Organism: Eremothecium gossypii ATCC 10895
Lineage: Eukaryota; Fungi; Ascomycota; Saccharomycetes; Saccharomycetales; Saccharomycetaceae
Gene: MEI4
Product: Mei4p
Exons: 1
Coding region: 1-771 (256 amino acids)
Source: RefSeq, marked provisional
AUGGCGUGGGUUCUGUCGAGCUACCGCAGGGCACGGUGGCUAUGGCUUCUACCGGAUCUCGGCGCAGAUACCAAACGCAUGGCUAGAGGGCUGCAGACCUUCAUCGUUAGCCAUUAUGCGUUCCAUGCGGGGGCAGAAGCAAUGGUGAAAUACGUAACGCACACGUUGUAUUAUAAGUUCAUGCUUGAGCUGUGGGAUACAUCGCACGAGCAGCUGCAGAGUGGCAAAUAUUACGGGCACGAGUUCAGCCGGUAUGGUCCUGAGGCUCUUAACAGGAGCGCUUUGUGCAAGGAGCAGCGUCGCAUGGCUCUUGUCAUUCUCAAAAUACGCAGCCAGCGAAAUCGAGGGAAAGGCCCAGCGGUGCGAUGCGUGAUGUUCAUGCUACAGAUUUUGGAGAGCUUGGCGCGUAGCUAUGUAAAGCUCUCAAGGAGAAAGGCACCACAUGCUGGAAUGGAGACAGUGGGGCUCCAGAAGGCUUACCUGCAGAUCUAUGAAAGGCGAACGAAAACGUUCAAUGACAAAUACAUGGUGGAGAUAUGCAACAUCCUAAGGCGACAUGAAAACAGCGUCAAGGCCCUGGAACUCAUGAUCAAGGAGACAUUAAAAUUCCUACAAUCUCUAGACUGGAAGAGCUUGCACCUCAAUCAAAAGGAUUGUGAUGAGCUAGCGAGUUACCGCAAAUUUAUUCAGUGUUCAUUACUACUUACGGAUAACACUAGCCUGAUCGCAGGCUGCAGGUUGGUAAUUAGUAAGUGGCCAACAAAACCAUAA